AUGGCCGCCGGUCCGAUAGCAGAAAGAAAUCAAGGUAGUUUAUUUUAUGUUGGUGGUUUGGACGAUAAAGUCUCAGAAAGUCUUAUGUGGGAGUUAUUUGUUCAAUCUGGGCCUGUUGUGAAUGUCCAUAUGCCAAAAGAUCGUGUUACUCAAAUGCAUCAAGGAUAUGGAUUUGUUGAAUUUCUGGGAGAAGAAGAUGCAGACUAUGCAAUCAAAAUUAUGAACAUGAUAAAACUUUAUGGAAAACCAAUUAGGGUCAAUAAAGCUUCAGCACAUCAGAAAAAUCUGGAUGUCGGUGCCAAUGUGUUUAUAGGAAAUCUAGACACAGAAGUUGAUGAAAAAUUAUUGUAUGACACAUUUUCUGCUUUUGGAGUAAUUCUUCAAACGCCGAAGAUAAUGAGGGAUCCAGACACUGGUAAUUCAAAGGGUUUUGCAUUCAUAAAUUUUGCCAGUUUUGAUGCUUCUGAUGCUGCUAUUGAUGCAAUGAAUGGUCAACAUCUGUGUAAUAGACCUAUAUCGGUAUCAUAUGCUUUUAAAAAGGAAGCUAGGGGAGAGCGACAUGGUUCUGCUGCAGAACGUUUGCUAGCUGCACAGAAUCCAUUAUCACAAGCAGAUAGGCCUCAUCAAUUGUUUGCUGAUGCUCCAACUGGUGGCAUGGGUAUGGCACCACCUCCUCUACCAGGCAUGAUGCCACCUCCACCUCCCCUACCCCAUCAGGCGGUUGCAGCAGUGGCUGCGCAUCAUAUGGCUUCAAUGAUGAAUACUAUGAUGCCACCUCCACCGCCUGUAACACCAACACCGCAAGGUAGCCUUCAUCCACCACCUCCCCGCCAGUUCCUCCGCCGCACAUGCAACCACCACCACCGCCACCGGCGCCGCCACGAAUGAUGCCGCCUCCGCCACCAUGGCAACCUCAAGGGGGUCCUGGUGGGCAAUAUCCUCCACCUCCACCCCCUCAACAUUUUGGAAGUAACUUCAAUGUCGUCCGCCUCCACCACCAAAUUGGAGACCUCCCCCACCAGGAUUUAGACCAC
Ctenocephalides felis (cat flea) is the source of this 1034-nucleotide messenger RNA. RefSeq names its product splicing factor 3B subunit 4-like. The record is from RefSeq and is a predicted model, not a curated record. Gene Ontology annotation, molecular function: RNA binding. Gene Ontology annotation, biological process: positive regulation of mRNA splicing, via spliceosome. NCBI's taxonomy places the organism in Eukaryota, Metazoa, Arthropoda, Insecta, Siphonaptera, Pulicidae. Gene Ontology annotation, cellular component: nucleolus; U12-type spliceosomal complex.